Chinchilla lanigera (long-tailed chinchilla) is the source of this 4437-nucleotide messenger RNA. RefSeq names its product integrin, alpha E (antigen CD103, human mucosal lymphocyte antigen 1; alpha polypeptide) (gene Itgae). The transcript has 31 exons. Gene Ontology annotation, molecular function: integrin binding. Gene Ontology annotation, cellular component: external side of plasma membrane; integrin complex. Lineage: Eukaryota; Metazoa; Chordata; Mammalia; Rodentia; Chinchillidae. Gene Ontology annotation, biological process: cell-matrix adhesion; integrin-mediated signaling pathway; cell adhesion mediated by integrin. Bases 64 to 3567 code for a protein of 1167 amino acids. The record is from RefSeq and is a predicted model, not a curated record.
UUGGCCAGGCCCCGUGGUAGCUCCCUGUUCAGCUCACACACACCUGCCUCUGCUCCGCCUAGGAUGUGGCUCGUGCACGCUCUGCUCUGCAUGUCCAACCUGGCGCCCCUGGGGGCCUUCAACGUGGACGUGGCCCGGCCCUGGGUCACACGGGAGGGAGGCGAGCCUUUCGUGCUCAGCUCUCUUCUGCACCAAGACCCCAGAACCAACCAGACCUGGCUCCUGCUCACCAGCCCUAGGAGCGACAGGACAUCAGCACCCCUGCAUCAAUGUUCCCUGCUCCGGGAUGAAAUCGUUUGCCAACCUGUAGAGCAUGUCCUCAUCCCGAAGGGGAGGCACCAGGGAGUGACGGCGGUCCGGAACCACCAUGGCGUCUUGAUAUGUGUUCAGGUGCAGGCCCAGCGGCCCCACAGCCUCAGCUCAGAACUCACAGGUGCCUGUAGCCUCCUGGCCCCUGACUUGCGCCUCCGGGCCCAGGCCAGCUUCACUGACCUUGAAAAUCUCCUGGAUCCAGACACAUAUGUGGAUGCUAACUGUAACAAGAACAGAGGAGGAAGCACAGGGGAGGAGGAGAACAGGGCCAGGAAGCCCAGGGCUCUGGAGAAGGUGGAGGAAGAGGAGGAAGAAGAGGAAGCUGGCACCGAGAUUGCCAUCAUCUUGGAUGGCUCAGGAAGCAUUGAUCCUCAAGACUUCCAGAAAGCCAAAGACUUCAUUUUCAACAUGAUGGAAAUGUUCUAUGAGAAAUGUUUUGAGUGCAGCUUUGCCCUGGUGCAAUAUGGAACAGUGAUCCAGACUGAGUUUGACCUUCGAGACAGCCAGGAUGUGAACGCCUCACUUGCCAGAAUACAGAACAUAGUUCAAGUGGGGAAUGUCACCAAGACUGCCUCAGCCAUGCAGCAUGUCCUAGACAACAUCUUCACGCCAAGCCGUGGCUCCCGAAAAAAGGCAUCCAAGGUCAUGGUGGUGCUCACGGAUGGUGACAUAUUUGAGGACCCCCUCAACCUCACGACAGUCAUCAACUCACCAAAGAUGCAGGGUGUUGAGCGCUUUGCCAUUGGGGUGGGAAACGCGUUCAACAAUACUAGGACUGAAAGGGAACUGAAGCAGAUUGCCUCGACCCCCAGUGAGACCCAUGCCUUCAAGGUGGCUGACUAUGAAGCGCUAAAGGAGCUUCUGAGUAAGCUGCAGCAGAACAUCAUCCACACGGAAGGCACUGUGGGAGAGGCCCUUCGCUACCAGCUGGCACAGACUGGCUUCAGCGCCCAGAUCCUGGAUGAGGGUCAGGUGCUCCUUGGCGCUGUGGGGGCGUUUAACUGGUCUGGCGGCGCGCUGCUCUACAACACGCAGUGCCGCCGGGGCCACUUCCUAAACCAGACUGGAGCAGAUACAGGAGCUGCACAGUACAGCUACCUGGGUUACUCAGUGGCGGUGCUGCACAAGGCCUGCGGUGUCUCCUACAUCGCGGGGGCUCCGCGGUACAGGCAACGUGGUGCCGUGUUUGAGCUCCAGCCGGACAGCAGAGAGGCCACCUUCGUGCAGGUGCUGGAAGAAAAGCAGUUGGGGUCCUACUUUGGUUCUGAGCUGUGCCCUGUGGACAUCGACAUGGAUGGGAUCACAGACGUUUUGCUGGUGGCUGCUCCAUUCUACCAUGUCCAUGGCGAAGAAGGCCGAGUCUACAUGUACCGUCUGUAUGAGCAGAAUUGUUCCUUCUCCUCGCCACACGUGCUGAGUGGAAAUCCCGGGUUCCCUAGUGCCCGCUUUGGCUUUGCCAUGGCAGCUGUGGGGGAUAUCAAUCAGGAUAAGUUCACAGAUGUGGUCAUCGGGGCUCCCCUGGAGGGUCUGGAGGUGGAUGACGGGGCCAGCUUCGGCAGUGUGUACAUCUACAACGGACACCAGGACGGCCUGUCUGCCAGCCCCUCACAGUGGAUCAGAGCCUCUGCCGUGGCCUCAGGACUCCACUACUUUGGCGUGUCUGUGGCUGGUGGCUUAGAUUUCAGUGGUGAUGGCCUUGCUGACAUCACUGUGGCCACACUGGGCCAAGCAACUGUGCUCCGCUCAGGGCCUGUGGUUCGCCUGAAGGUGUCCAUGACCUUCACCCCCAGUGCACUGCCCAUUGGUUUCAAAGGCAGGGUGGAUGGACAUUUGUGUUUUGAAAUGAGUUCCACAAUGGCGGCAGCUGAAUCAGGUCUCAGAGAGACGUCACUCAACUUCACAGUGGGUGUGGAUGUGGAGAAGUCGAGGAAAAGGCUGCAGUGUGUGAACGCCAGGGACUGUCUGAGCCAUCAUCAGAAGUGGAAUAGGGGGCCCCGUCUUUGCAAUAACCUCCAGCUUGUCUCCCCGGAGGGAGAGCUCUGUGAGGAGGACUGCUUCUCCAACAUCACUGUCAAGGUCAGUUACCAGCUCCAGGCUCCUGAGGGAAGGGAGCGGCACCCCUGCCCCAUCCUGGACAUCUACGAGGAGCCCUCUGCCGUCUUCCAGCUACCCUACGAGAAGGUCUGCAAGAAUAAGCUGUUUUGCAUCGCUGACUUACAGCUGGCCACCACCAUAUCUCAACAGGAAUUGGUGGUGGGGCUCACCAAAGAACUGACCAUGAACAUUAGCCUAACUAACUCUGGGGAAGAUUCCUAUAUGACAAGAAUGACUUUGAAUUACCCCAGAAAUCUGCAGUUUAAGAGGCUACAAAAGCCUCCCUCUCCAAACAUUCAGUGUGCUGACCCUAAGCCAACUGCAUCCAUCCUGGUCAUGAACUGCAAGAUGGGUUACCCCAUACUCAAGAGGUCAUCUGUAAACAUGUCAGUAGUUUGGCAGCUGGAGGAGAGUGUCUUUCCAAAUAGAACAGCAGACAUCACUGUGACCAUCAGCAAUUCCAAUGAGAGAUCUUUGGCCAGAGAGAUCCAUAAUCUUCAAUUCCGGCAUGCCUUCACUGCAGUUCUUUCCAAACCAUCAGUGAUGUACAUGAACACAAGCCAGCAGCUUUCUGACCAUAAAGAAUUCCUUUUCAAUAUACAUGGAGAAAAUCUCUUUGGAGCCCGAUUCCAGUUGCAAAUUUGUAUACCAAUCAAAUCACAAGGUCUCCAGGUUGUAAGAGUGAAGAACUUGAAAAAGAUUCAGACCUCUACUGUGUGCACCCAGAGUGAGGAGCGUGCAUGUGGGAGCGAUCCGGUCCAGCAUGUGGAAGAGUGGCACUCGGUGAGCUGUGCCAUCACUUCGGAUAAAGAAAAUGUCACCGUGGCCGCAGAGAUCUCCGUGGGUCACUCUAAGCAGUUACUAAGAGAAAUAACUGAGCUACAGGUCCUUGGUGAAAUAUCUUUCAACAAAGAUCUAUAUGAGGGACUGAAUGCAGAGAACCACAGAACCAAGAUCACAGUCAUUUUCCUGAAAGAUGAAGUAUACCAUUCUUUGCCUCUCAUCAUUGGAAGCAGUGUGGGUGGCCUUCUGGUUCUGAUUGUGAUUAUAAUCAUCCUGUUCAAGUGUGGCUUUUUUAAAAGAAAAUAUCAACAGCGCAACUUGGAGAGCAUGAGGAGGGCCCAGCUGAAAGCAGACGAUUUGUUCACAGAAGAAAAUUAGGAUCUGCAUCUUCAUCCAUUAGGAUCCUUAAACUUCUAGAAGCUUGGUGUUGUCCUGGUUACUUUUUCCUUAGGAUGAUCGAAAGCAGUGUUGAAUAAAUUAUAGAAUAUUGUUUUUUAAUCCUAGGUUGUCCUAAAAGUAUCUGUAUAUUGUCAAAAAAGGAAACUUGGAAAACAUUUGAUAUUAAAGUAAAUGGUUUUCUUUACAAUUGUGCCUUAAAUAUGCAAAUAUUCUUUUGCAGUAAAUUUUGAUGUCUGAUAGGCCAAAUUUUCAUUCUUAUAUUUUUAAAAAUUGGUUGUAUUCUUUCAGACAUAUUUUAGUGUCAGUUUUCCAGAGUUCCACAAGAAACUGUUUGUGGUUUAAGUGUAUGGGUUAAAUUGGGAAAAGUUGGUAUCUUUACAAUAUUUUCUCACUCAGAAAUGCAUUUCUCUAUUUGAUGAGUUUAAAAAAAAAAGACACUCUGCUACAAAAUUUAUCAUGUUCUUCAGAGAGGUCUUAAUUCAUGAAGACCAUUACUUUCACAGGUCUUAAUUUAUGACCUUUCUUUUUCUCUGUCUAUAAUAAAGAGAUUGAUAAAUUAAGACCUUUCUGGAGAACAUGAUAAAACCUUAUAGCAGAUUUUUUUUUUAUAUACAUUCUUGAACCCCAGGCCUUGUGCAUAUUAGGAUGCACUUCCAGCCCUAUUUGCUUCUUUAUUAAUGGAAGUCUGAUAACUACCCUACUUUCAAAAUAGUAUGAGUUAAAAUGUAUUCAGUGAUAUUUGCAAUAGCUCUGACAUGAUGGGAAAAUUAAUUUCGAUUCAUAUCCAGAUUAUAGGUAUGAAGGUUUGUUACCUACAUUUGUGAUUGAAUAAAAUACAGUUAUUCAUUU